GCGAGGUAGGAGGCAGUUACUCGCUGGGCUCCCUCGCACACCUGACUUCGCGCUUUCUACAGGUGUGCCCGACUUUACCACACCUGUCCCCCCCUCCCACCUUCCCUUUCUUAUCUUAUCCUGGAGACUUGCUAGCAUAUAACCCUCUAAGUGUGACGGAACGAAGGGAAUGAAGGGAGAGUGAUGGGAAAGUGAAAGUUUGCGAAGUCGUGAGAAACUUGUUGAUUGAAGUUUGUGACGAAGAGGAAGAAGACACUGAGAAGAGGAGGAAGAGAAGGAAGAGGAGAAAGAGGGACAAGAGGUGGUGAUUAGUGCAAGGACCCAAACAAUAACCUCAUUUUCUUUAGUGUGUAUAAGUGAAACGAAGACAAAAAAAGCAAAAAAUAAGAGAACAUACCUGUUAAUCAGCGACACCGGACCAAUCUACCUGUUAAUUAAAGACUGUCUCAUCACCGUACCUGUUACCUGUGCUCUCCCUUCCUCCCUCAGCGCCACACACACCUGUCCAAGCGACCCUCCUCACGCACAGACGCAUCCUGCCAUCACAAGUCACUGACACCACCACCACCACCGCCACCACCACCACCACCACCACCACCACCACCGCCACCACCACCACCGCCCAGCAACCACCACACCACCAAAGGAAAUCACGUCUCCCCUUCGUCGUCCUCACGCGGCCCGACGAUUGCUCAAGUGAUUCAAGACUUAUCAUCAGGACCGUAGGACAUCCCCCCCCCCUCCCUCCCCCUCCUUCAGGAUACAUAUAGACACAUACAAGUCGGCAAUCUAGCGAGGCGACAGGAUCCCUCACUUAAUUAGAAAGUGAGAGCUAAUUAGUGGAAGAUACAGACAGGUAGCCUCUCCAUAUCCCCCUUUGCCGUCCUCCUCUCUCUCCGUCUCUACCCCUUCCUUCCCCCCUCCUCUCCCUCUCUCUACUCCUUUCCUUUUCCUCCUCUCUCUCUCUCUGCCCCUUCUCCUUCCCCUUCCUCUCUCUCUCCUUCUCUACCCCUCCCCCUCCUCUCCCUCUCUACCCCUUCCCUUCUCCUCCUCUCUUUCUGUACCCCUUCUCCUUCCCCUUUCUCUCUCUCUCCUUCUCUGCCCCUUCUCCUCCUCUCCCUUCCUCCUUCAGUCUCAUCUCCAACACAUCACUCGUUUAAUCAAGUCGAGGAUAUCUUGGCCUCGUCCUUGGGUCAGCCUCAGCCUCCAGUCGCUAUGCAGCUUCUUAGGUCACUCCUCUAAGCCCCCCCCCCAGCAUUUUGCCCCCUUCCCCCCUCUCAUCUCAAGGCCAUCACUCGCCUCAUCAAAGGUUAGGACACUUUCGGACACUUUCCACGGCCAUACCAGCCGGCCACUUCGUCCUGUCACUAUGCAUCACCUCCCCCUCCUCACCCUCACUAGUAACGCUUCUUAGGUCGUUUCUCCACGCACACGAACACACACACGCACGGAAUGUCAACAGCCUGCACGCACGAGUUGCCACCACGCCUCGCUGAGUGCCCUGGCGUGUAGGGCGAGCCAUGUAGAGAUGCCGACCCCGCGGCGUGCCUGACCAUGAGCGUGGAGGGCCCGCAGCACGCCCCCUCGGCUCUGGGCGGCGCGGAGGGCAUGGCAAAGACAGGAGGCGUGGCGGGGCAUGGCAUAUCCGGAGACGGCCAGAACACGCAGGAGGCCUUGGACGCUAUGUCCGGGGUACGCUACGCCCGGCCUGAUGUCACGGACACCCGCACCACCUGUCUCCGUCUGCUGGGGGACGGAAGGGAUUGGGAGGAGCCGGACCUCUCCUUCGGGUUCUUUUCCGGCUCCCCCGACCUGGCACGCCCCGCCCAAGACCUCCUCCUCGCGCCCCCGAAGACCCACGAGGACAAGGCGGCGGCUCGGAGUUCCUCGCCGCCUGAGGGUUCCCAGCAACCCGAGGCCGCGCACACAUGGAAGGACGAGCCGCUCUUCCUGGUGGAGUCUGAGGCACAGCGGCUCGGCAGGAACCUGGAAGAGCUGCCGAAUGACAUUCAAGAACAUAUCCUUCGCUGCCAGUGCUCCUGCGACCACCUAGGAUACGGCAACUUCUCGAGGAAGGGCGUGUCGAGGCUGACCAAUGGCUGCUCCGGGCGCCUCGCGAAGAUGGUGGCGGGAGGGCAGAGUCAACCCAACCAGGACCCCAACAGGAAGGUCAAGAGGCAAGAGUGCGGGCUGGGGACGCGGGCGCGGGCGUGGGUGUGCGUGGUGGUGGUGCUGGGCGCGGCGGCGGGCGUGGGCGUGGGCGUACCGAUGGCGCUGCGAGUGGACCCCGACGCCUCUUUCCCGCAGCGCCUCGCCUCGGCCAAGACGCUGCUGAAGGACUCGCCGCUCUUUGACGGCCACAACGACCUGCCUUGGAACAUCCGCAAGUUCAUGCACAACAAACUCCACAGCUUCAACUUCACGGCGGAACUGAAGAAGCUCCGCCCGUGGUCCAGGUCCUCGUGGUCCCACACCGACCUGCCGCGCCUGAAGGACGGCUUGGUGGGGGCGCAGUUCUGGGUGAGCUACGUGCCGUGCGAGGCCCAGCGCCUGAACGCCGUCCAGCUCACCAUUGAACAGAUCGACCUCAUCAAGCGACUCAUCGAGCAGUACCCCGAGGACCUGCGCCUCGCCACCUCCGCCGACGAGGUGGAGGCGGCCUUCCGUGAGGGCCGCAUCGCCUCCCUGAUCGGCGUGGAGGGCGGCCACGCCAUACAGAACUCCCUGGGCGUGCUGCGGGCGCUGCGGGACCUGGGCGUGCGCUACCUCACCCUCACGCACACCUGCAGCACGCCGUGGGCGGAGUGUGCACGCGCGCAGGAGACUGAUGAAGAGGACCCAAACUCCCCCCGGGGACUCACACAGUUCGGGAAGACGGUGGUGCGGGAGAUGAACCGCCUGGGGCUGCUGGUGGACCUGUCCCAUGUGUCGCAGGCCACCAUGCGGGAGGCGUUGGAGGUGUCCCGCGCACCCGUCAUCUUCAGCCACUCCUCCGUGUACGCCAUCUGCAGGAACCCCAGGAACGUGCCCGACGACAUCCUGCAGCGCGUGGCGGAAAAAGGCGGCGUGGUCAUGAUCAGCUUCUACAACUACUUCCUCACCUGUAGCGAAAAGGCGACUAUCAGCAACGUCAUAGAGCACAUCAAUCACGUGAGGAAAGUGGCGGGAGUCGAUCACGUGGGUAUCGGGGCAGACUUCGACGGGAUAAACAUGUUACCAGAGCGCCUUGGGGAUGUGUCAGGCUACCCAACCCUCUUCGCGGAGCUCCUUGGGGACUCCUCCUGGACGCUGGAAGACCUGAGGAAGCUGGCGGGUCAGAACCUUCUCCGGGUGAUGCGUGAGGCGGAGCAGGUACGCCGGGACUUACAGGAGCAAGGUUUGAGGCCCUACGAGGAGGAGCUGCCCCCCGAAGCCCCUGGUGACUCCUCCUCCUGCUUCUAUCGCUUCAGCAAGACCCCCAAUGACUCAGAGUGAGCUGUGGUGAGUCGUGUAGUGAGUCACCUAUGAAGUCACUCCGAUUACUAAGUCACAGAAGAAGACGAAGAAAGACGAAACGAAGAAGAAAGAAGACAGACAAAGGAAUGCGAGUUAAAAAAAGAUGCAAUAGAAUGAAAAGGCAAUGACAGUGGACUCAGGAAAAAAAAAAGUAGAUGGGGAGGAAGUGGAGUAGAAGGGAAAGGCAAUGGCAGAGGACGCAGGAAAAGAAAAGGUAGAUGAGGAAGAUGUGGAAUAGAAGGAAAAGGCAAUGAUAGGGGAGACAUAAAAGAAAAGGUGGAUGAAGAAACGACAAGUAAUAAAGGAUGACGAGGGAAGUGGAAGACUGAAAUACAUGUGAAAUAUGUAACGUGUUUGGUAAGUAACCUUUAUAAUGAGUCACCUGUAUAAUAAGAUACCCUAGUGAUGGCUGACCUGACUACCUGGUGACCUGUGUACUGAAAGACCUGUGUAAUACGAGAACUCAUUCCUACCUUUGUAUUGUCCACCGAGGAAAGUGGUGACGCAAUGAAGUUACCUGUAUACUGGAUGACCCGUGUAAUGAGUGAUGAAAAUGUUACCUGUAUAUAAAGUGAACUGAUUUAGAUAACACCUGUACAAUUGUCGACCUACACAAGUGGCUACCUGUGCAAUGGAUGACCUGAUUGCUGGGCUACCUGUGUGUUGGGUGACGUGUGAACUAAAAAAAAAAAAAAACGUGUACAGUUGAGAUGACCUAUGAACUUAUAAACGCAUGGAUUUGGCGUUACAGGUGAUCUGAUUAUUGGGUUACCUGUUGACUAGGUUACCUGUCUGCUGGGUACCUGUCUAGUGAGAGAUAUAUACAGUGGUUUAUAGUUUGUUUAGGGUGUUUAACUAUUGAAUCACUGUUUGUUGAGUGGACUUUGUGACAGCGGGCUACACACCGAAUGACUGUUGUUGUAUUACUUGUACAAAAGGUGUAUAUACGUAUUUUCUAUUUAUAAAGCGGAGGGAAAAUAAGCCAACCAGAUGUUAAUUGGAAAGUGCUGAAGGUGGUGGGACAGUGAGGCUCAAAGGAGGACGCUAAAAGGGAAGACCUAAAAAUGAGAGAGGGAAAAGACAGAACAAAGGGAAAAAAAUAUAUCCAAGAGAAGGGAAGAAGAAAGGACGAAGGGGGAAUAAAUAUUUUCAAACAAUCAACUCUGGGAACAAGUUUUCAUAUCUCUUGGAGUGAAGGAGAGGGAAGGGAAGGAGGAGAGAAAAAGAAGGGGAGAGAAUGUGGGGAGGAGAGAGGAAAAAAUCGUCAACCAAAGGAGGGAAAACAAACGAAGUGGAGAGAAGAGAGGACUUGUAAAAACUAG
This is a messenger RNA of Eriocheir sinensis (Chinese mitten crab), 4817 nucleotides long. Its product is annotated as dipeptidase 1-like. Gene Ontology annotation, molecular function: metallodipeptidase activity. Bases 1555 to 3474 code for a protein of 639 amino acids. NCBI's taxonomy places the organism in Eukaryota, Metazoa, Arthropoda, Malacostraca, Decapoda, Varunidae. Gene Ontology annotation, biological process: proteolysis. The record is from RefSeq and is a predicted model, not a curated record. The transcript is spliced from 14 exons.